AUGUCGCCGACACAACAUUCCCAGACUGGCAGAAGCUCCUCGAGCUCCGAAAUACCGCCGGCAAAUAACGUGGCCAUCAGCGAGCCAGUCGAAUUCAAUGCCAGAUACAACGGCAAAAAGGGUUACGUUUAUCUCACAACGUCAUCUACCAUUCCCGCCAUAGGCUUCAGUACUAAAGAGAAGCGCGAGCAGAUUGGCAGUACUCUUCGCCAAGAUCUGCAUCCGAUUUGGAGUAUGGCUAUUCCCGAUAUCGUUGAGCUGAAGAAAGUGGGCGGUUAUGGAUGGAAGGCGAGGCUGCUGGUUGGCUGGUCGCUCGAGAGGGAAGUCGCCGACGGCCUAGAGAUUAAGACGGCGACGGGCGAGGUUCACAAGAUCACGGCUCUACCUCUACGUGACGAACUAUUCAACCGACUGAUUGCUAUUGGGGGCCAGAAGUGGGAAGCUCGGUGA
Messenger RNA from Lasiosphaeria miniovina, 450 nucleotides. RefSeq lists its product as uncharacterized. The record is from RefSeq and is a predicted model, not a curated record. Lineage: Eukaryota; Fungi; Ascomycota; Sordariomycetes; Sordariales; Lasiosphaeriaceae. The transcript has 3 exons. Bases 1 to 450 code for a protein of 149 amino acids.